UAGGAUGUGGUAACUUCGAUUUCACUCUUCCCUGCUUAGACUUUUAUAUUACAUCAUGUCACUAUUCGAACGAUUAGCUGCUGUUAUUAUAUAGGCACAGCUACACUGCGUUUGCUUCUCAAGGGUAUCUGGUGUUUAAAUAAAAUGAGCGGCAUAAAAUUUAUUCUGACGUCUCCCAUUAACUUUCUAAAGACAGUGCGGAGUAAUGCUUGCAUUGCUUUACCCAAGAGGACUCUAUUUGCGCAGUUCCACCACAGACGUUUACAGGGUAACGUAAGGUAUGUCCUUCCUAGCCGCCAGUCCAGCACCGCAACGGCUGGAGCAGAGAAAGGAGAGGACUCCUUCCUGAAAUGGUUGCUGUUGCUCAUUCCUGUGACCACAUUUGGCCUUGGAACAUGGCAGGUGAAGCGUAGGCAGUGGAAACUGCAGUUGAUCGAAGACCUCAAAAGUCUGACUACUGCUGAGCCCAUUAACCUCCCUGUGGAUCUCAUGGAGUUGAACAGCCUGGAGUACAGGCGGGUGAAGGUGCGUGGGCGCUAUGACCACUCUCAGGAGCUGUACAUCCUGCCACGCUCCCCGGUGGACCCAGAGCGCGAGGCCAGGGAGGCAGGACGUUUGUCCUCCAGUGGUGAAACGGGGGCCAACGUCAUCACUCCCUUCUACUGUAUGGACCUGGGGAUUACAAUCCUUGUGAACAGAGGUUAUGUUCCCAAGAACAAGAUACGGCCCGAGACGAGGAUGAAAGGACAGGUGUCAGACGAGCUGGACGUGGUUGGGGUGGUGAGGUUAACGGAACAGCGUAAACCCUUUGUUCCACACAAUGACAUAGAGGGAAACCACUGGCACUAUCGGGACCUGGAGACCAUGGCCAGAGUCACCGGGGCAGAGCCAAUAUUCAUCGAUGCUGAACUUGCCAGCACAAUUCCAGGAGGACCCAUUGGAGGACAGACUCGGGUCACCUUGAGGAAUGAACACAUGCAGUACAUUGCAACAUGGUACGGCCUCUGUAUGGCUACCUCCUACAUGUGGUAUGCCAAGUUCAUCAAAAAAGUACGUUUUUAAGUCUGGCUUCAAGGGAAACAAAGGAAUUCUACAACAGGAACCAUGGCUGUGGUGAUUAAAUUGUGUGGUAAAUAACCUUUGUAUAUAUUGGAGGCAUCAUAAAAUAAAGGCUUUUUCCAUUUGGCUACAAUUUUUCCAACACAAAACCAAAUGCAUAUACACAAAAUUAGAGACAUUGCAUCUACAAAAUGGGUACCUAUUUUACAAAUACAAUUUAAGAUACUAGUACCUACCAAUUCCCCUGUCCCACUGAAUAUUCAAGAUUUUUUUAGUAUGGGCAAAAUUCAGUUAUUGCCCCAUGAAGUUGUCAAAUUAUCAUUUAGGUAGCACAGCUCAUGUGCAGUAGACCUCUGACCAUCCAAUAAAAUCAGGGGGAAAAUGGUAAUAGUACCAAUGCUGCU
Megalops cyprinoides (Indo-Pacific tarpon) is the source of this 1463-nucleotide messenger RNA. Its product is annotated as surfeit locus protein 1. The coding region runs from base 145 to 1062 and encodes 305 amino acids. Gene Ontology annotation, biological process: mitochondrial respiratory chain complex IV assembly. The record is from RefSeq and is a predicted model, not a curated record. Gene Ontology annotation, cellular component: mitochondrion; membrane. The transcript has 9 exons. NCBI's taxonomy places the organism in Eukaryota, Metazoa, Chordata, Actinopteri, Elopiformes, Megalopidae.